Aspergillus ochraceoroseus IBT 24754 is the source of this 471-nucleotide messenger RNA. RefSeq lists its product as uncharacterized. The coding region runs from base 1 to 471 and encodes 156 amino acids. NCBI's taxonomy places the organism in Eukaryota, Fungi, Ascomycota, Eurotiomycetes, Eurotiales, Aspergillaceae. The transcript is spliced from 2 exons. The record is from RefSeq and is a predicted model, not a curated record.
AUGGCUGGACGCUCUGCUGCAUGGAAAGCAUCUCAGGCCGAAAGGAGAAGGGAAGCCCGCCGUGAGCUUCGUCGACAACGAGGUUACGAUGCCAGUGCUCAUAUCCAGAAAGAUGCAGAAAGGACCAGAGGUAGAGCAUCGGCAAAGACAAAAGAGAUUUACAAGCAGAGAGUACGCAAAUAUAAGGAGUUCCUCAUCGACGAAAGAAACAUGCCUGAGGGAUACAAGAUUGGAGAAGGCCACCCAGUUCCCUCCUUGCAAGACCUUAAAGCCUUCAUCCGUUGGCUUGUCGCCUCCACAAAGGGCAAAAUUACUCCUGAUGAACGACCUACUAUGCAUACGAUUUUGAUCCGUGCGCAAGAGUUUGUCCCAGGCUUUUUCUUUGAAACCGGAAACGAGAUCUCUAAUCAGGACCGAAAGGACCUCUACUACAUAAGCACUACCUGCUACUUUAUGCGAUGCUUCUAUUAA